Neodiprion virginianus is the source of this 603-nucleotide messenger RNA. RefSeq lists its product as uncharacterized. The transcript is spliced from 3 exons. Lineage: Eukaryota; Metazoa; Arthropoda; Insecta; Hymenoptera; Diprionidae. The record is from RefSeq and is a predicted model, not a curated record. The coding region runs from base 1 to 603 and encodes 200 amino acids.
AUGAAGAGCGAAUUGUGCACUACCGCUUAUACUACCACCACUUCCACUAUUACCAAUGCGAUCGAUACUGUCGCUACCGUCACUAUUGUGAUCACUAGGAGUGCGGGUCAAUCUUCAGAUGGACAACUACAUCGAAUGAUCAAUAUCCCGAACGGUCAAAACCCGAAUAGACCAAAUAGGUCAAAGUUUUGGCCAUUCAGAGUUACUACGAUUCAAGAUUUCGACGUGCCAGUUAAUGCAACUACUACCACUACGACCACCACCACCAAUAUUGGCACCAUCACCACUCUGACUACGAUCACUACGGUUACCUACACCAAGACUAUCACCACUACCAAAACUGUGACCAUUACCGUUACUACCAGUAUUAUUUCACUAGCAGAGAAACUGGAGCAGGCGAUAAUCCUGAAUCAAAGAAGAAAGAAAUAUGGUUCGCAGAACUUGCGACUUCCGGUUUCACCCUUCUUCAAGCUGACGAUGCAGGAUAACCGCCUCCUCUUGCUUCUCAAUCCCUUUGAUUUCCGUGUCAGAUCGAAGAACAUUAAUCCUGGUUACAUUGUUCAAGCGAGGCACGAAGAAGCGACAGAAUACGAACUUCACUGA